AAUCGAAUCACCGAUGGACAUCACUUAAAUCGAUCUGGCAGCGGCGCGAGGCGGCUGCUGCUGGCGCCGUCCACCUCCUGCGCCUCUCAUGCUUCUCAGCCCCACCGCCCACCACCAUGACGCACCUCCACCUCAACGUCCUCUCUACCCUUUCCCGUCUCCUCCAACGCCGACCUCGGCAAGCACGCCGUCGAAGUCGUCCAUCUGCAGACGCCUCUCCUGCGUUCUCCUCUAACACCGCAGUUAGCACUCCCAUCACCGCCACCUCCCCGUGCUCCUCGUCAUCCCCUCCACUCCUCCCCAUCUCCUUUGUUCCCAGCCACCACAAGUACGCCGCCGGCGCCAUCAGUGCCACAACGCCUCUCCUACCUCCACCCUUUAUUGAUCCAGCAGCCGUACUUCCCACUCCCACCACCUCCACUUCCUCAUCGUCGUCUCCUCCGACACUGACCUCCGCAGCUAUUUCUGAAUUUCAGGGUUGUGGCAGCAAGGGCGAGGUGCAUGAUAGUGACACAAAGAUGGGCGAGCACGGGGAAUGUAGGAACGUGCAAGGUGUUGUGCCGCAGUUACUGUUGCAAGGAUGACUAUGGCGGCAACUGUUUGCACAAUAACUAAUUCAUGGCAUAGGUGAGGAUGAUAUUUUUUAUUUAUCAGUAGUCAUAUUUGUCAGAUUAAGAUCCACAUGUAAUCAUUCCAGCACCUCGUAUCAUAAGAACUAGCCUAAAAUGAUUAUGCUUGAUCUUUUAAGCCAGUUGGUAUUUUUUUACAGAAAAUAUUUUUCACCAAGGAAGGUAAUUAUAAUAAGCAUCAGCGUCAGCAUGAUUUUUUUAAAGAUAAACUGAAGUAUGUUAAAAUAUAGUCAGGAGAUCCUGAUCUUACUAAGUGCAGAGUUCCCCAAGAAUAUAGUCAGAACAU
This is a messenger RNA of Triticum dicoccoides, 915 nucleotides long. RefSeq lists its product as uncharacterized. The record is from RefSeq and is a predicted model, not a curated record. The coding region runs from base 117 to 584 and encodes 155 amino acids. NCBI's taxonomy places the organism in Eukaryota, Viridiplantae, Streptophyta, Magnoliopsida, Poales, Poaceae. The transcript has 2 exons.